Messenger RNA from Oreochromis aureus, 1771 nucleotides. RefSeq names its product trimethyllysine hydroxylase, epsilon (gene tmlhe). NCBI's taxonomy places the organism in Eukaryota, Metazoa, Chordata, Actinopteri, Cichliformes, Cichlidae. Gene Ontology annotation, molecular function: iron ion binding; trimethyllysine dioxygenase activity. The transcript has 6 exons. Bases 10 to 1086 code for a protein of 358 amino acids. Gene Ontology annotation, cellular component: mitochondrion. Gene Ontology annotation, biological process: carnitine biosynthetic process. The record is from RefSeq and is a predicted model, not a curated record.
AACUGCACUAUGGAGGGGCCGCAGAUGCGUUUUAACUAUGUGUGGCUGAGAGAUCACUGCCUCUCUGCUGCUUCGUACAACUCCAAAACUAACCAGAGGAACCUGGACACUGGGAGCAUAGAUCUGACUAUACGUCCCGAAAGCACACGAGUGGAAGGAGACCACCUUGUUAUCACCUGGCCUGGUGGUCACAUGUCCAAGUACAGUCUCAGUUGGCUUACUGAGAACAGCUUUGAGAGAAAGUACCAGAGCGCAGAACAACCGCGCAUCCUCUGGAAUUCAGACAUCUAUAGAAAUGCAACCAUAACCUCAUCCAAAUGGGACACGUUCAUGAGCUGUGAUGACGAGCUAAAGAAAUUUCUUCAAAAUUAUCUUCUGUACGGGAUCGCGUUUGUAGACGAUGUCCCAGCCACAGUGGAAGCCACAGAGGCAGUAACCCAGAGGGUCAGUCUAAUCAGGGAGACUACCUACGGCAGAAUGUGGUGCUUCACUUCAGAUUUUUCCAGGGGAGAUACUGCCUACAGCCAGCUGGCCCUGGACCGUCACACUGACACCUCCUACUUUCAGGAACCGUGUGGAAUCCAGGUUUUCCACUGUCUCAAGCAUGAGGGAACCGGGGGAAGGACGCUGCUCGUUGAUGGGUUCUACGCUGCAGAAAAAUUACGUCAGAGGUCACCUGAAAGCUUUGAGCUGCUUGCUCAGGUGCCCAUCAAGCACGAGUACAUCGAAAAUACCGACAGGCACCAAAACCACAUCAAAGGCAUCGGCCCCGUGCUCAAUGUGUAUCCUUGGAACAAUGAAAUGUAUCUUAUACGAUACAACAACUACAAUCGAUCUGUGCUAAACACAAUCCCCCAUGAUGUGGUUCAGCGCUGGUACGCAGCGCAUCGAGAGCUGACCACAGAGCUCAGGAGGCCAGAGAACGAGCUAUGGGUGAAGCUGACUCCGGGGAAAGUUGUUUUCAUAGACAACUGGCGAGUCUUACACGGGAGGGAGUCUUUCACUGGCUCGAGGCAAAUCUGUGGAUGCUAUCUGACCAGAGAUGACGUCCUCAGUGCUGCCCGCUGCUUUGGGCUCCAGGCCUGAACGUGAAGUUUUCUUCACUUGACUGCCUUAUCACUCUGCCCACAAUACAAGUUUAAUUAACACUGCACUGAUACUGCUGGAGCAUGUUUUAUUUUGCUCUUCUGUAUUUUUUAAUUAACAUUUGAUUUUUUUUUUAAAGUUUAUGUGAAGUUAGAGUAUGAAUGUGUCCUGAAUUUUACUUGAAACAAAUGUCUAAAUCCUCAAAUGGCUUCCAGUUAUCAAACUGUGUUGUGAUGCGUUCUUUUUAUUACUUUUACUUCCAUGUGCUGAUCCUGUUUUUAUCACACAGCAUAUCCUCGACACUCUCACAAUACUCAGUAAACACAGCCUCUGACACUCAUGUGACAAAUCUUUUGAGGCACUCUGGUGAUUCAGAAAUGUUUUAUUUAAUCAUGAUCUGUAAAGUUUGCAUGUGAUACAAAACAAAUUGAUGGUUAAACUUACAUUUAUUACUUCUGUUACUACUGAAAAAAAAAGUUAUUUAAAAAAGUUUAAAACAGGUUAUAAUAAAAAUCAGAAAAAAAGACAAAACAAAAUCAUAGACUGAGCUGGUUGUGCACAUCAUAAGUAGUGCAACCUCAGUGUUAGUAACUUAGCAUAUUGAUCAUUCAUAGGAUUCACGAGUGCAAUCAAACAAUACAGAAUUAUUCACAAAGCCUAUGGAAUAAAGUACAUUCAAAACUGG